Paramecium primaurelia is the source of this 493-nucleotide messenger RNA. NCBI's taxonomy places the organism in Eukaryota, Ciliophora, Oligohymenophorea, Peniculida, Parameciidae. The record is from the annotation of a GenBank genome assembly.
CAAAAAUGGCUAGUCAUACAAUUAGGUAUGUAAUGAAGUGAUAGUUAAAAGCAAAGACAUGGAGACUGACAAAUACUUCUUAAUUGAUAAUGUAACUGCAGAAGUAAAACAGAUCAAUAAGAACGGUGACUAUAUUAAAAAGUUUAACAUUGAACUAACUGGCAAGGCAAAUUACAGUGAAAGAGUAGCCAAGGCAUAAGGCGUAAACUGCAAUUUAUCAAUUUAGGAUUAAGCAUAUAUGCCAUACAGCACUAAAGUUUUAUAAACUAAGCCCAAUCUUUAUACUCCUUAAACAGACAAGUUUGAUGGUUAUGCACAACUACCUCGCACUUUGUAAGAACCCUACAUAAACAACACUCGCAAAAGACCCAAAACUACAAUAGAAGCCACGAAGUACNAAAAUAGAAAUACUUCAUUAACUCUAGCAUUGCUUUUUCUAGUAAUUCAAUCUUACUCCCAAUUCCAAAUACUAAAACAUUAAAAUCAUGAUUGA